Messenger RNA from Mus pahari (shrew mouse), 2466 nucleotides. RefSeq names its product transmembrane serine protease 7 (gene Tmprss7). Bases 16 to 2466 code for a protein of 816 amino acids. Gene Ontology annotation, molecular function: protein binding; serine-type endopeptidase activity. The record is from RefSeq and is a predicted model, not a curated record. Lineage: Eukaryota; Metazoa; Chordata; Mammalia; Rodentia; Muridae. The transcript has 18 exons. Gene Ontology annotation, biological process: proteolysis.
CACACGAGACUGAAAAUGGAUAAAGAAACAAGUGAUCCUUCCUGCAAGUCCUCAGACCUCAAGAUAUCCAACAUCUCCAUCCAGGUGGUCAGCGUCACAGGGAAGCUACCAGGGAGAAGACCACCACGAAAACCCAUUGGCAAACCCAGGCCCCGCAAGCAGCCCAAGAAGAGAGCUCCCUUUUGGAAUGUUCAGAAUAAGAUCAUUCUCUUCACAGUGUUUUUAUUCAUUCUGGCCGUCACAGCCUGGACACUUCUAUGGCUCUACAUCAGUAAGACAGAGAGCAAAGAUGCCUUUUAUUUUGUUGGGAUGUUCCGCAUCACCAACAUUGAGUUCCUUCCUGAGUACAGGCAGAAGGAGUCUAGGGAAUUUCUCUCCAUGGCAAAGACAGUGCAGCAAGUGGUAAAUCUUGUUUAUACAACAUCUGCUUUCUCCAAAUUUUAUAAACAAUCGGUGGUUGCUGAUGUCAGCAGUAACAACAAAGGCGGUCUCCUGGUCCACUUUUGGAUUGUGUUUGUUAUGCCACAUGCCAAGGGCCACAUCUUCUGUGAGGAGUGUGUGGCGGCCAUCUUGAAGGACUCCAUCCAAACCAGCAUCAUAAACCGGACCUCUGUGGGGAGCUUGCAGGGUCUGGCUGUAGACAUGGACUCUGUGGUAUUAAAUGCUGGGCUCCGGUCAGAUUACUCUUCAGCCGUAGGAUCUGACAAUGGCUGCUCCCAGUACUUGUAUGCAGAUCAUCUGACCCUCCGUUACCCUCUGGAGAUUUCCGCAACUUCGGGACAGCUAAUGUGUCACUUCAAGUUGGUGGCCAUAGUGGGUUAUCUGAUUCGUCUCUCAAUUGAGUCCAUCCAAUUGGAAGCCGACAACUGUAUCACCGACUCUCUGACUGUUUAUGACUCUCUCUUGCCAAUUCGGAGUGCCAUUCUAUACAGAAUCUGUGAACCCACAAGAACACUAAUGUCCUUCGUUUCUACAAAUAAUCUCAUGUUGGUGACACUGAAGUCUCCUUAUGUGCGGAGGCUGGCAGGGAUCCGAGCAUAUUUUGAAGUCAUUCCAGAGCAAACGAAGCUGAGGGACAAGAGGGAUCUACUUCACAGAAGCCUGGAUAAAAGUAUUGCUGCCAAGGAAACGGCUGCGACUUCCCUAUCAACUCUCGGCAUAGCCCUGAAAUUCUACAACUAUUCCAUCACUAAGAAGAGCGCGAAAGGCUGUGAGCACGGGUGGUGGGAGAUUAAUGAACACAUGUACUGUGGCUCCUACAUGGAUCAUGAGACCAUUUUCCGGGUGCCCAGCCCCCUGGUCCACAUCCAGCUUCAGAGCAGUUCCAGGCUUUCAGACAAGCCACUCUUGGUAGAAUAUGGCGGUUACAACAUCAGUCAACCUUGUCCUGCUGGAUCUUUUAGAUGCUCCUCCGGUUUAUGUGUCCCUCAGGCCCAACGCUGUGAUGGAGUGAAUGACUGCUUCGAUGAGAGUGAUGAACUUUUCUGUGUGACUGUAAAACCUGCCUGCAACAGCAGCAUCUUCCGGCAGCAUGGCCCUCUGGUCUGUGAUGGCUUCCGGGACUGCGAGGAUGGCCAGGAUGAGCAAAACUGCACUAGAAGCAUCCCAUGCACCAACAGGACCUUUAAAUGUGGCAAUGACAUUUGCUUCAGGAAGCAAAAUGCGCAGUGUGAUGGUAUAGUGGACUGUCCAGACGGAAGUGACGAGGAAGGCUGCGGCUGUAGCAGGAGUUCUUCCUUCCUUCACCGCAUCGUUGGGGGUUCUGACUCCCAGGAGGGGACCUGGCCAUGGCAGGUCAGCCUCCACUUUGUUGGAUCAGCCUACUGUGGUGCCUCAGUCAUCUCCAGGGAAUGGCUUCUCUCUGCAGCCCAUUGUUUCCAUGGAAACAGGCUGUCUGACCCCACACCAUGGACUGCUCACCUUGGGAUGUAUGUGCAGGGGAAUGCCAAGUUUGUCUCUCCGGUGAGAAGGAUUGUGGUCCAUGAAUACUACAACAGCCAGACUUUUGACUAUGACAUUGCCUUGCUGCAGCUCAGUAUAGCCUGGCCUGAAACCCUGAAACAGCUCAUUCAACCAAUAUGUAUUCCUCCAGUGGGCCAGAAAGUGCGCAGUGGGGAGAAGUGCUGGGUGACUGGCUGGGGGCGAAGGCAUGAAGCAGAUAGUAAGGGCUCCCCCAUUUUGCAGCAAGCGGAGGUAGAGCUCAUAGAUCAAACCGUCUGUGUUUCCACCUAUGGGAUCAUCACCUCUCGGAUGCUCUGUGCAGGGGUUUUGUCUGGCAAGAGCGACGCCUGCAAAGGAGAUUCAGGUGGACCUUUGUCUUGUCGAAGAAAGAGUGACGGAAAAUGGAUUCUGACCGGCAUUGUUAGCUGGGGACAUGGAUGUGGAAGACCCAAUUUUCCUGGUGUUUACACAAGGGUGUCAAACUUUGUUCCCUGGAUUCAUAAGUAUGUCCCUUCUCUUUUGUAA